UGAUACCACCGUGGUUGUUCACAAGGGUGCCUGGAGGUGUACAUGAGAUCAUCGUCUUGUCUGGUGGGAAGGACGGAGGGUUUGGCUGUGUGUGCGGCAGUCACUCCGCGCUGACCAUGGCAAAGAUGACGUUCGACAACCCCAGCCAACUGUCGGACUACUGUGGAGUGUGUGGGGACAGAAAGCUUCCGGGGAGAACGGGUGACAACGUGGCUGGGGGCAAGUACGCCCUCGGCAUCAUCGUGGCCAGCUACGUCCAGGGCUCCGUCAUCGACGUCACUGUCAAAUUGACGGCGAAUCACAGAGGCUUCUUCGAGUUCCGCCUAUGUCCACACAACAACCCAAAUGUGGUGGUGUCGCAGGAUUGUCUGGACAACAAUAGGCUCCACAUCGUGCGGGUCACCAGGGAGGAUGGCAGUGUCGAGGUCGUGGGCGGACCUCACUUCUCCUUCACAGAAGACACAAACUUCAUCUACAUUGUGACGCUGCGGCUCCCCAGCCACAUCUCGUGCACACAGUGCAUUCUACAGUGGCACUACAAGGCCGCUCAGCACAACAAUCUGCAUCUGUGUAACUACAUAGGGUGCGGCGAUCAGGAACACUAUGUAAACUGUGCCGACGUGGAAAUAACACCUCUCACAAACACAUCCCCAACAACGACAUCACCAACUACAUCCCAGACAACAUCGUCAACAACCUCCCUUACGACUACAUCUCCUACUACAACGUUAUCUCCAACAACCUCGGUAACAACAUCGCAUACGACAUCGGAAACAACUUCGGCGACAUCACCAACGUCAACAUCCCUAACAACCCCCACAACAACAACAACAUCGAUGGCCUUAGAUGAGGAAAUUAUCAUUGGCAAUAAGAUAUGCAACUGGGCCAACCCAGACUUGGUCCACUGGCCAAAGCAUCCUUGCAAUGGUAUUUGCGAGCUGAGAUGUUCAACUCAUUCCCCGGGCUUCCAUAGUUGGUGUAUGAAUAACUGCGCUCACGACCCGCCUUUCUGUCCACUUAUAUACUGCAAUUGUCAGUGUAAAUAUCACAAAAGUCCUUGAAAAUGCUACAACUUUAACGAUAACCCAAGGCCAUCUUAACGAGGACAUAACAAGUGCUUACACGUAAUCUGGGGUAAUAACCUGUUCAUCUGUGGCAAAAAGUUAUAUAUCUCUAAAUUUUCUAGCUAAUGAGCAACUGUCACGACUACCAGUCAUUACCAAUGUGGGCUAUAGCCUCUUGGGAACUCCUACGAUUGCUAUAUAGCUAAUGAAACGAUCAAAUGUCUUCCGUUUGAGUUUGUUUCCUGGUGUUGUAGCCUAUUCUUGAUUUCUGGAUUCGUGGUCGGGAUAUGUCUAAAAGCGGCGUAAAACCCUACUCGUCAUACCUGUUAAUAGAUAUAAUGUGCUUGAAAAAUUAAUUAUAAAAUGAUAUUUAUGUUGUAAAUCAACUGUCGUAUGUCAACUGUCGGGUAUUCGUUAUUUGAAUAAAUCGGAGCAAGUGUGUGUGUGUUGUAAUAC
Messenger RNA from Haliotis rufescens (red abalone), 1520 nucleotides. Its product is annotated as hybrid signal transduction histidine kinase B-like. The transcript is spliced from 3 exons. NCBI's taxonomy places the organism in Eukaryota, Metazoa, Mollusca, Gastropoda, Lepetellida, Haliotidae. Bases 117 to 1061 code for a protein of 314 amino acids. The record is from RefSeq and is a predicted model, not a curated record.